GCACCGUUGCACCGCUUAAAGGUGUCCCCGAAGCCGGCGGCUCGCAGUCCGCUGGAAGGGCCGCUAGCGCGCGAGCAGUCGCGCCCGAGGUCAGUGAGGAGCGCAGCGCAGCGGAGCCGCCGUCCGAUCCGGCACCAUGCUGCCGUGGUGGUACGUCAUCAUAGUGCUGCAGUUCUGGCCGAUGGACGCGCCGUCCUAUCUGUGGAACUACGACGAGCCGGAGCUGUGGCAGGAGACGUUCCCGCUGUGCGACUCGCCGCUGCAGUCGCCGAUCGCGCUGACACGGGACCGGAUCGCCUACUCGCGACCGCCCAAGCUGGUGCCCGGAGACGGUCUGGCCGAGGGUGAGGUCACGGCCAUCAACACGGGCCGGCGCAUCGAGCUGCGACUGGCGCCGGGCAACGCCAGCCAGCCGGCCAUCCAGCUGGUCUCCUACAAGAAGCCGCUGUUCGGCGUGUACACCCUAGAGACGAUCGACCUGCACUGGGGCGACGCCGGCGGCACCCACGGCUCCGAGCACGCCAUCAACAAGGAGUUCUUCGACGGCGAGGCUCAGUUCGUCUUCUACAACAACUUCUACGAGAGCAUGGCCAAGGCGCGGCGGCAUCCGGGCGGCAUCGCCAUCGUCAGCGUGCUGCUGAGCGGGUCCUCCGCGGCGGCGGGAGAGGCCGCGUUCCCCUCUCUCGGGCUGGAGCAGCAGCUGGACGCACUGGCGGCGCGCGGCAGCGAGGUCACCUUCGCUGCCGACCUGACGCCCGUGCACGGCCUGCUCAGCAAGGCGCUGACUCGCGUGCUGGCCUACUACGGCAGCCUGACCAGCCCGCCGUGCAACCCGGUGGCCACGUGGCUCGUGUCGGCCGAGCCGGUGGACGUCAGCACCCACCUGCUCUACGACCUCGCCACCAAGGUGUACGAGGACAGGCAGAAGCAGAAGCGGCUGGUGAACAACUGGCGGCCUCUGCAGGACCGCAGCGGCCGACUCGUCACGCAGCUGGAGAACACCAAACCCUGAGCGGCGACCGCCGCCGCCCCUUCCUCUGGGGCACCGGCGACUGACGCCUCCGGCCCGACGAAACUCGGACCUGACACUGCCGAGACUCGAACCCUGGUCCGCCGCGACAUGUGCUCGGCUUUGUCAACAGUCGGUUUUCAUUUGUUUGCGCCCUGAGAUGACCCCACAAAUAACGGGCAGUCGCAGAUACAGGGUGCAAAAAUCUGAAAGCUCCUGGGCCCGAGGGCUAGGCACGAAAGCAAUAAUAGCAGAUGCCAUUUAGACAUGCUGCAAUGGCCAAUUCGUAUCGAGACAUUAUCCGGCGUUAAGCAAUGAAUUGAUAUGAAUUGAAUUGAUAGGGACGCUGCUAGAUGUUAUUUGAAGGCACACUGAUAUGUAGACAUACAAAGAUAAGGGAUGGGUGUGUCGGAAUGAAAAUCUGCUCGAUAACAGUGUGAAGUAUCCGACGCGCACGAGACGUCAGUCGCUGCAGGAGGGUGUUGUCGUUGUAUACCUAUAUGAUGAUAAAAGACGAAAAAUAUAUCAUAAUAAUGACA
Messenger RNA from Amphibalanus amphitrite, 1548 nucleotides. Its product is annotated as carbonic anhydrase 2-like. Lineage: Eukaryota; Metazoa; Arthropoda; Thecostraca; Balanomorpha; Balanidae. Gene Ontology annotation, molecular function: carbonate dehydratase activity; zinc ion binding. The transcript has a single exon. The coding region runs from base 137 to 1012 and encodes 291 amino acids. The record is from RefSeq and is a predicted model, not a curated record.